CAGCCAUGUAAGUCCAUGUGCACUUCUAACUUCAUUUCACUUAACUCUGGUACAGCCGACAUUCAGCAGCCCAUAGAGGGACAGGGGCAAAGAGUUUACAUGGAGGUCAUGCUGUACAAUCUCUGAAAUACAACACAUAGGGGGAAACAAACAUACCAUCACCAUGUCCCUGCAUCGCCAGAGACCCCCUGAAAAGGGGACCAAGACUACAGAGAUAGGCUAAUUCAGUAUACCUUUAUUUCAGUGUCUGAGACUGACAGAGACAAACAAAUUUUCCUGCAAUUGCUGGACCUACACAGGCAAAAAGUGACACCAAUUGACCUCACAUCUAUGCUAUACAUAAGUUCCUCCUGCCUAGAAGACAAGUUUCCUCAAAACCCAACAGAACUUUCAAAUGCAUUCCUCAGGCGACUCUGGCUAUAUCACCCACAAGCUCGUAGCUCCUCUUGUGAGGUAGUAGCAGGAGCCUAUGCCGUGGCAAGACCACCUGAGAUGAAUGAGAAUUCACAAUGUGCCAUCAACCCUCUGGACUUGGUUGCUGCUGUUUACAUGACUACAAACAGCUUCCUACAGCAGGAGAUCACUUACAGAAUGGUGCAGUGCAACUUUGCUGUGCCUCUGUACUUACCACCAGUUUAUCCAGAGAAAAAAGGAACUUUUAUACUUUGUCCUUUUAGAAGUGUUUUAGGCAGGUGGAAGUUACAUUCUCUGGACGGGUCUAGAAGCAGUAUCAUGAAAAACAUGGCCAGCUCCAGGAUGCCACUUCUCUCAGCUGUGAGGUUAGGUCAUUGCAGCAUCUCAAAGUCAGGAGUACUGAACAGUGUACUUGGGGGCCCACAUGAGUCAAACAAAUGCUUUAUAAAUCGUGACACGGAUGGAGGGCAGCUUCCACGAGUUCUCUCGGAUGGCCUGGUGGAGGUGAGCUGGAAUUUGUCUCCAGUAGAUCACUGUAACACCAACUUCCCACAGCCUGUAUUAAUGGCCAAUCUCAGAGGAGAUGCAGCUGACUAUGAUAAACAAGUUAGUCUUCUAUGCUAUGCCUCUGCAGUUCUUAUAGUAUUCUGUGGUAAUUUUGGGAUGAAAGAGAAAAAACUUCUUUCUUCAUGGAGGGAUAAUGCAAGCCACAUGAUUCUAAUUGACUGCUCAAUCGAAACGGAGGAAGAUAGUCAAGAGAAUGGAAAUGUAAAGAUGAAACAUCUUUUGAUGAAAGAUCUAGAGCUGCCUCAAGAAUCCAUAAUUAAUGGACCAAAUGACAAUGAAGAGACACUCGCUGAGAAGUUGAGAGCUGCACUAAAUAUACUGAUUCCACAUCUGCAUACUACAAACCUUGUCGCCACUGCUGGUAUGGCCAGUGACCUCAAUAUAAAGGUUGAUGAAGAUCAAAUCUGUCAAAUAGCAUUUAGUGAGGUUGAAGGGGUUCUAAACGGAAUUGAAACUGGAGUAAGCAAGUUCAUAGAAGAGCAACUGCCUCUACAGGGUACUUUGUGGAAAAGAUUGUGUCAAGCAGAAAAGGAGGAAUGCAGGCUCAAGAGCCAGGAGCCCAGUAGAGAAAUGGGGGGCCUUAUAGAGGAAUUAAUGAGUUACAAUUUAACUGCAGCUAUGAAAAAAUUCAUUGAGGCUCUCAGUACCUAUGAUAUGACCAAGCGAGCCUUUUUCCUAUCUUGGAUGAGAGUAAAACUGCAAGUCAUGCAGCUGGACAAACUGUCAGAUACAGAGGGAGAAUGCCAGCAGGAGCCUUGCAUUGGCCUUGAGCACUUCCUACGUGAGAUGGGGUUGGUCUAUGAGAGAUAUUUUCGUGGCCCUAACUAUGAUUUGUAUGAGAUGUUCCGCUUGCCAUAUUUGGCUGCUGAACUACUCCUCUAUGGAGUUCCCCUGGAGCUCUUUGAUGGAGAUACCUCUGUAUUUCCCUUGAACUGGGUAUAUAGUGUGCUAUAUGAGGUGUACAGACAGCUGCCACAGUACACUCGAAUAAGAGUUUUGACAACCUUAGGCUUCAAUAACUCAAAAAAUGCAGAGAUUCUUUCUGCCUUGUUUGGGGUAAAUUUCCCAAAAUGGGGCCAAAGGCACAUCAAAGGAGCCUUCAUGCUUCUUCUUAGCCUACCUGAUAAUAUUAGAAUCAAUCUGGACUGUGAAUUUCUGAUGUUAAUUAGCACAGAGGUUUUGAACUCCCCACAUUCAAGACAGGAAGAUGGAAGCCUUAUGCAUGAUAAUGAAGUCGCCACCUUUGUCAGUGGGUUGAGUGACAUUACAUUGGUGAAUUUACCAAAAGGAGGACAGGCUGGAACAGUGAAUAAUCUUCAGCUUGCAGUAAAUGUUAUUCUUCGCACUAAGGACUCAGAAAGAAGACCCAGCUUUCAGGUUAUUUCUGAAGGACCUGCAAAAGAUGCAAAGAUCAUGAGCUGCAUAAUUGACAUAGUGGCUCAGGAGAAGUCCUUGGAUAAUGCAGAAACAGCAUUUCAAACUGAAGGAUGCAUCAACCACAACUUGGCUGGUUUGUGGACUAACUACUAUUCAGAAACUGCUCAGAUAUCUAGUGAUGCUGCUCUGGGGCUGAAGCAGAGCCUGUUGUCUGUAUUUCAUGAGAAGGCAACCACAUGCCAACCAACAUGCAUGGGUGCAUUCAUGGAGCAUAUGUGCAAUGUAUGGGAGUCUGUGAAAAAUCAGCAAUUUGCAGUUGAGUUUGGGGACACAUAUGUAGCCAAUGCACUCAUUGGUCUCUGCACUAAACUCAUAGAAGGUGAGGAGCAACUUGUGGACAUCAUGGAUUACUGGGUUCAAGGGCUGCAUACCAAGAUAAGUGAAUUGAAAGAGAAUGGAGACUAUCGUGAUACUUCAGAAGACAUUCUCAGAAUCUUAAGGGAAGAUGCAGAAAUGCAAAUAAACUCAGAGAGUGAAAAAAUUAAGUCAAGUCUCUGGGAUCACCUCAGACAGGAGGAUAUUGAUUUGUCCCUUAUAGAAACAUAUAAAACAAAUGUGCUAAAAAGAAUGCACUUCAUCCAACAACAAGUAACCCUUGGCAUGAAUCCAAAGAUUGAGUCUGCGAUAGUCAGAUAUGAAUUGUCUGCUAAGAUGCAAGCCUUGUUGGAAGCUCUGGAAGCAGCCUUAGAGGUCAAGUUAUGCUCUCUUUUGGAGGGCACCAAGUGUAAUUACAUUCCUAUUGAUGACAAACAACUUACAGAGGAAUUUACUAAAGUUUGGAAUGACAUGCUAUCCAACGUUGAGAUAAUGCCUCUUGAGACACAUGACAUCCAUACAUGUGUAGUUGAACAGCUGAAAGAAAACUUAAAUAGUCGUGGCCUAAAAAAGCAAAGGAUUAAACUCAAAAAUGGCAAACAUCUGAGGGGUUUUACAGUGAAGAAUGGGCAUUUUGCUUUGCGUAGCAAGAUGAAGCGAACCUUGAAGCAUAACAAGGAGGUUGCACAGAGGUUCACUAACAAUCUGAUAGAUGACUGUGAUAGAAGAGUCUCUGAGAAACUAAGACAUAAAGAGGGCUACUCUGACAGCUACAUGAGAGAGAUACUUGCAAUUGUAGACAAAGGCUUAGAGGUCCUGAAACUGGAGUCAUUCACAAUGAAACCGAAAUUUGAGGUGGAUCUUAAAGGUUACAUCUCCAGCAAAGCAAUAGAGUCAUUCCAACAAAUGCGGGAUCUACUCAAAAGAGAAAGCGAGAUGAAAGAGGAAUUCUUAAACGAGAUGAGAGAAAGACAAAUGUUGGAUUUCCUGUGUAAUUUCCACAAGAGGGAUCAAUGCCAGAAGGCUGUACACACCUUUAUUACUCUAUGCCUCAGACCUACAGCCUUAGAUUUUAUCCACAGCACCUUAGAGAGACAAAUUUUGGAUCACAUGUUGGCAUGUGACCACAAACAAGUAUAUACCUCACCCAAGAAUUUCCACUACCAUCUUCUCAAAGAUCUCUUGCUGGAGGAUAGCUUUGAAAAGUUUCUUGAGUACUUGCAGUCCAGUGAGAGAUUCUGUCACAAGAGAAUUGAGGACAUUAUUCUGGAACGUCUGUCAGGCUCAGUGAUGAUAGAAGAUCGGAGAGAGCAGCGUAUGCAGGAAAUUUGUCAGAGAAUGGAAAGAGCUAUUGUUCUGGCAUCUGAAGAAAGUGGCGGGGAUCAGAGCACUGCCAGACUGCUGCUGGAGAGAGUCUGCCUCAUCCUUGAAAAUCUUAGAAAUGUAACUGUACCUACUGAUGUCUUAGAGGAACCGCUGUUUGAAAUUAUCCCUCAACAUGAGUACUUCUUCAACCACCUAAAAGAAUCUGUGGCUGCGCUGUCAACAUCCCUUGCUCAGGAUUUCAAUGAAAAUGAGGAUGUUAUUGAAGUCUCACAAGACCUAUCUUCUAAGCUCCAGAACCUUCUUUUUGGCCAUAUAAAAGGAUGUGACAAGCAGUGUCCUUUCUGCAAAGCUCCGUGUGAUUUGGGAGGAACAGAACAUACCGUCCAUGAAGCCUUGAUGCAUCGACCUAAAGGUCUUGUGUGUUACACUGUUGCAGAUUCCAUUACUUUAUCCCAUGUAACUUGCUCUGCUGAUAUGGCAGGAGAGAACCAGUUCCAAAAUAGACACACUGGUGGACAGACCCUACCCUACAAAAACUAUCAGUUCAUCUACCCUGACUGGAACAUUCCCCCUGAGAGGCCUGAGAAAGAUGACACUGAAACAUAUUGGAAAUAUGUGCUCAAAAGAUACAACACAAGGUUUGCUCAAGUGUACCAAUGUGAGCCAGCUUUACUUCCUGAAGACUGGAAGAAAAUAACACAAGAGGAUGCAUUAAGAAAUCUAAAGGAAGCCUUUUACAUUACAGAGUGAGAAGUCCUCAUCUUUGCUGAGUGGUAGUGAGCCAAAUGACAUGUAUAUAUUGUAUGUGAACAUUAUGUCCUUUAUAAACUGAGUCAUUUAAGUCUGAAUCACCAAAGUCCUAUAUGUUUUAUUAUGCAUAGUCAUAUUUACUUGAGUGGAAUGAGUUAUCUGUUAUCUUUCUAUUAUAUUGUGGCAUUAAGGCCUUUCCAAUGAUUAAUGGCAGCAGAUAAUUACCAUUUUUGUGUCGCUUUUAACUACCCUCUAUGUGUUUCUGCCUCCCUUGAACUACCUUUCAAAGUGUGAAAAAGCUUUAAUAAAGAGUGUUCCUAGUUUUUAAAAAAA
Pygocentrus nattereri (red-bellied piranha) is the source of this 5142-nucleotide messenger RNA. It is a transcript of the gene gvin1l2, whose product is annotated as interferon-induced very large GTPase 1. The transcript has 3 exons. Gene Ontology annotation, molecular function: GTP binding. Lineage: Eukaryota; Metazoa; Chordata; Actinopteri; Characiformes; Serrasalmidae. Bases 331 to 4809 code for a protein of 1492 amino acids. The record is from RefSeq and is a predicted model, not a curated record.